AUGGAUACAGAAGACAUGGGCUUAGGUAAAUUAGGGCAAAUAUUGAAGCAGAUUUGGAGACAAAACCAAAUGUUAAAGCAGGCGCUCCUGGGUGAUAAUCUCUGUGAGGUGGCUGGUGGAGCCACUUGGGUAGCCACAGUAAUCUUUUUGGGUCAAGGGCUCAAUGAAGCCCUUCUUCAACUGUUGGAACACACAGCGGGGACCCUUCAGUCCACCUGCCAGCAGCUGUAUAUAUUACUUGACAAGGAUAAUCAACAUAUCUGGAGACAAGAAAUUAUUGCUUUCAUAGACUGCCUCAUGAGAAUGAAUGAACAUUUGGGGAACACUGCUAUGCUUCUACGGAAAGAAGAAAAGGAGAUGUGUAAUUUAUGCAGCAUGCAUGAGGACCGUACUCCACAGCAGACAAUAUCGGCCAUUCAAGACACCAAAGCAACAGACAUUGCUCCAAGAAGGGAACUAAAUGUCAUGGAAACAGCUACUGUUUCUCCUGCAAAUGCAGGGGAAAGUCAUUACACAAACCAAGUCCAGUUCAAAGAAAAUAAAACUCAGAUAUAUUCUGAAUUAGGGGAAAACGAAAACAAUGCAUCAUUGAGUGGAAAUGUAAUAGGGCAAGAAGAGUCACAGAGCACAGUGUUCCCAGAUAAUGCAGAAAAUGAAGAUGAAAAACAAAUAGAACACAUGACUUCUGAGAACAUAAAUGGCAACAAGGGAGACAUUCAUGAUGUAAUGCAGACAACAGCAAGAGACACUCGAGAGAUCUCAGAAAGCCAAGGAGAAGAGAUUACCACAUCCCCAACAGCAUGGGAUGUCUCCAGUAAGGACGGGAAGAGUCUUCAUAAUGAGUCAGAGAGUCUAAAACAAAAGAAUAUCAUAAUGGAAAAGGAGUAUCUUGACGUGCUGAGUGAUGGAGCUGACCCUCAAGUGUCUUGUUACAUUACCGCCCCAUUUUAUGUCCUGCAGCAGGUUGACUGCCACAUAGUGAGUGGCAUGAGUUCCUUUAUAGUGAGUGAUAACGAAGAGUUGGUCAGCAAUGUCGUCACUGUUGAAUGCUCCGAUAAGGAAAAGAAAAUUCCAUUCCCAAUAUGCAUUGCGAUUCCAUUCAAGGCAAACUAUAAGGGAAAUUACAGAGACAUAAUGGUGAAAAUGUCUGACACAACCUUUCAGUCAAGCUACCUAACUCCAAAUUCACUGGAAGGACUGAGGGGUGGUUAUAAGGGAGCUUGUGCUGCCGUGAACAUUUACAAGUUGGGUAUGUUUUCAGUAGUGUCGUGUUUAAAGAAACAGUCUUUCAUGGUAACAAAAAAAGGGCUCACUCUGAAGUCAACUGUGGAUGCCCGCGUAUCCUUCAGUUAUCCUGCAGGAGUUUUCAGCUCACCAGUGCUUGUACAACUAAAGAUUCAGCCAGUCGAUCCUUCUCUGGUGUCGUAUUUAAAAGCACAUCAAGAUUCUUCCUAUUCAGUACAGUCCACAAGUCCUCUUAUUCACAUCCAGCAUCCAUCCACUCAUCCUUUUCAGAAACCAGUCACAGUGUUCCUGCCGUGUUCCCUUCUCCCUGAAAAAAAGAAUCUUGAGUCUGAACAAGAUCACAGGAGACCAGAGAGUGCCACAAUGCACAGAAGCCUGCCAACACCUUCAUACUUCAACAGGACCAAGAGUGCCGCCCUCAGAAAACCUGGUAACAACACUUGCGAAAAUUUGAAACUGCUAGGAUUCAGAAGCAGAGACAGUGGUUGGUUUGGGAUUGAUGACGUUGUGGUGAGAACUGUCCAAAAUGGCUUGGUGUCUUUUGAAUUAUGUGAACACUUAGAGAGGUUUAUUGUGCUCCACCUGUCUUCCACAGUGGACAAUAGCCACUUGGUUUCUUUUGUGAAGUCUUUAGAGGAAGCCUUCCUCAGCACCACGGCCUGCAUUGUUCUGUCCCACCAGAAGGACAAUCCACACAGAGUGGUUAUUUUAGUGGUACCUUCUAAGGAGUUAAAUCUGGCACUGAAGAACUUGCGCUCGGAAGGGUUUGGAGGACUUCCAGAAUCAUCUAGACAUUUCCAAGUAAGAGAAGGAGAACAACUUCUUUUAAGGUUUACUGGAAACAUAUUUGGCUCAAGCAAUGGGAAGGAUUAUGGGAAAGACUACAAACUCAUUUUCCACCUGCAAAGAAAACCGAGGCUAGAACUCCACAUCAAAGAGGUGGAUGAAUUUGGGAACUAUAGCUGCCCUCAUUAUAAAGGUGCCAUUGUGGUUUAUAAGUUACCCAGAGAGAAGACUGUCCCUAGCUUGGAACAAUCCCUUCAUGAAAAUCUUUACCAGUUGCCAGUUUGCAAAUUACCAUUGAAAUUGCCCAAGCAUGAAAAAGUAAUCAACCGACCACAGAGCACCAAAAGAGUGUCCACAGACCCUCUAGAGGCUCUUUGGGAUAAUUUACUUCACUGGUUGGCAGAGGAGCUCUCGGAAGAAGGUGUCGAGAUCCUCACUGCAUCCCUUCCUCUGCGCCGCAGCACAGUUCAGCUCAUCAAACUCAAGCACCCAGAUGAUCUGACAGAGCAGAUCCAUGACCUGCUUUUCUUCUGGAAACGAUCACUCCCGACUUCCAUGGACAAAAUUCGCCUCCUGGCUCGCCAUCUCCGCAAGCUAGGCCGGGGUGAUCUUGCAGAAGAGCUCAAGUUCAAGUGGGAGCAUAAGGUGUUCACGGAACGUCAGCCCUGGUUGGAUGUGGCUGCCGAUUAA
Molecule: messenger RNA, 2721 nt
Organism: Chionomys nivalis (European snow vole)
Lineage: Eukaryota; Metazoa; Chordata; Mammalia; Rodentia; Cricetidae
Gene: Dthd1
Product: death domain containing 1
Exons: 10
Coding region: 1-2721 (906 amino acids)
Biological process (GO): signal transduction
Molecular function (GO): protein binding
Source: RefSeq, a predicted model, not a curated record